AACCAACCAAACAGUCUCAGCUUAUAAAAAGGAAUCUGAAACCUUCAUUUUCAUCUCCCUUCACCGAUUCUCCGAUCAUUCUCUACCGUCCUCUAAAAAUUCAUCAACGAGAGAACAAGUCUUCGACGUUUCUCCUCGAAAGGAAUGGAUUCAGUGUUUGCAGCCAUUGUUCAGGCUCCUGAAGAUCCCAUUCUCGGGGUUACAGUUGCUUAUAACAAGGAUCAAAGUCCGGUCAAGUUGAAUUUAGGCGUUGGUGCUUACAGAACUGAGGAAGGAAAACCUCUGGUUCUCAAUGUUGUUCGGAAAGCAGAACAGCUUCUUGUUAAUGACCAGUAUAGAGUCAAGGAGUAUCUUCCUAUUCUUGGUCUUGCAGAGUUUAAUAAAUUGAGUGCUAAGCUCAUUCUUGGUGAUGACAGUCCUGCUAUUCAACGGAACAGAGUGGCUACUGCUCAAUGCUUGUCCGGUACUGGCUCCUUGAGGGUUGGAGCUGAGUUUUUAGCAAAGCAUUAUCACGAACAUACUAUAUACAUUCCACAGCCAUCAUGGGGAAACCAUUUGAAAGUUUUCACGAUGGCAGGGUUGUCGGUGAAGACUUAUAGCUACUAUGAUCCAACAACUCGUGGUCUUAAUUUCCGAGGCUUGCUAGAGGAUCUUGGUGCUGCACCAGCUGGAGCUGUAGUGCUUCUUCAUGCCUGUGCUCAUAACCCAACGGGUGUUGAUCCAACUGUUGAACAAUGGGAGCAGAUCCGGAAGCUGAUAAGAUCUAAAGGGCUAUUGCCUUUCUUUGACAGUGCUUACCAGGGAUUUGCAAGUGGUAGCUUAGAUGCGGAUGCACAACCUGUUCGCAUGUUUGUUGCAGAUGGAGGGGAAUGCUUUAUAGCUCAAAGUUAUGCAAAAAACAUGGGACUUUAUGGGGAGCGUGUUGGUGCUCUCAGCAUUGUCUGUAAGGCGGCUGAUGUUGCAAGCAGGGUUGAGAGCCAGUUGAAGCUUGUGAUUAGGCCCAUGUAUUCCAAUCCACCAAUCCAUGGUGCCUCAAUUGCAUCCACCAUCCUGAAAAAUAGUGAUAUGUAUAAUGAGUGGAAGAUUGAAUUGAAAGCAAUGGCAGACCGAAUUAUUAGCAUGAGGAAACAACUAUUUGAUGCUUUAACUGCUAAAGGUACCCCAGGUGACUGGAGUCACAUUAUCAAGCAGAUUGGAAUGUUUACUUUCACAGGAUUGAACGGUGAUCAAGUUGCCUUCAUGACCAAAGAGUACCACAUUUACAUGACAUCUGAUGGGAGGAUUAGUAUGGCAGGUCUUAGCUCCGGUACCGUUCCCCAUCUUGCUGAUGCUAUACAUGCUGCAGUCACCCGUGCCUCUUAGAAAGCAAAUUUCAAAGUUAUAUACCGACCAUCAAAUUACAUUUUGGCUUUUAGCCCCAUCUAUGUAAUGGCUUUUCUCUCCAACUUUUCAAGCAAAUAUGAUUUUCCAUAAUAAUUGCUAGUCCUGGAUUCGAACCAGGUUUUUGGAUAUUUCGAUUUCAAUGUUAUAAAAUUGCCUUUGACUUUAUGCUAAACGCCUUCAUAAAUGGAAUACUUGCAGUUAGUAUCAAUA
Molecule: messenger RNA, 1593 nt
Organism: Hibiscus syriacus
Lineage: Eukaryota; Viridiplantae; Streptophyta; Magnoliopsida; Malvales; Malvaceae
Product: aspartate aminotransferase, cytoplasmic-like
Exons: 12
Coding region: 145-1362 (405 amino acids)
Biological process (GO): amino acid metabolic process; biosynthetic process
Cellular component (GO): mitochondrion
Molecular function (GO): L-aspartate:2-oxoglutarate transaminase activity; pyridoxal phosphate binding
Source: RefSeq, a predicted model, not a curated record